CCUGAGAGCGCAGCGCGAGAAAAUUCUGUCACUGAGGCGCCGCCGAACACCGCGUCCGCAAAAAUGCCGAAUAAAACGAAAAAAGAAAAGGAAUCGCCGAAAUCUGUGAAAGCCAGUAGUAAAAACAGUAACGUCAACGCUGGAAAGGAUCCCGGGACUGAAAAUUCAGAUGAGGCGCAGCAGCAGACAGCCAGCAAGCGUCCUAGCAACAGCACUCCACCUCCAACUCAGCUCAACAAAAUCAAGUACUCGGGUGGCCCCCAGAUUGUCAAGAAAGAGCGCAGACAGAGCUCUUCUCGCUUUAACCUCAGCAAGAACCGUGAGCUGCAGAAGCUUCCUGCCCUUAAAGAUGCCCCACCCAUCGACAGGGAGGAGUUGUUUGUUCAGAAGCUGCGCCAGUGCUGUGUACUGUUUGACUUCGUAACAGAUCCUCUCAGUGAUCUCAAGUACAAGGAGGUGAAGCGUGCUGGGCUGAAUGAGAUGGUGGAGUACAUCACACACAAUCGUGAUGUAGUUACGGAGUGUAUCUACCCCGAGGCGGUCAUAAUGUUUUCAGUGAACCUGUUUAGGACCCUGCCUCCUUCUUCUAAUCCAACUGGAGCAGAAUUUGAUCCUGAGGAGGAUGAGCCUACACUGGAGGCAGCUUGGCCUCACCUGCAGCUGGUGUAUGAAUUCUUUUUACGGUUCUUGGAGUCACCUGAUUUCCAGCCUAAUGUCGCCAAAAAAUACAUUGACCAAAAGUUUGUAUUGUCUCUCUUGGAGCUGUUUGACAGUGAAGACCCCAGAGAGCGGGACUUCUUGAAAACAAUUCUACAUAGGAUUUAUGGAAAGUUUCUGGGACUUAGAGCGUACAUCCGUCGACAGAUCAACAACAUAUUCUAUCGGUUUAUAUAUGAAACGGAGCAUCACAAUGGCAUUGCAGAGCUCUUGGAAAUUCUAGGAAGUAUAAUUAAUGGUUUUGCGCUGCCAUUGAAAGAGGAGCACAAAAUGUUCCUGAUUCGAGUGCUCCUGCCACUGCACAAGGUCAAGUCACUGAGUGUCUAUCACCCUCAGCUGGCAUAUUGUGUUGUUCAGUUUUUGGAAAAAGACAGCAGUCUUACUGAACCGGUUAUAAUGGGUCUCUUGAAGUUCUGGCCCAAGACCCAUAGUCCUAAAGAGGUGAUGUUCCUGAAUGAGCUGGAGGAAAUCCUGGAUGUCAUUGAGCCUUCGGAGUUUGUAAAAGUUAUGGAGCCUCUGUUUAGACAGCUUGCCAAGUGUGUAUCAAGUCCACACUUUCAGGUUGCUGAGAGGGCACUGUAUUACUGGAACAAUGAGUAUAUCAUGAGUCUGAUCAGUGACAAUGCUGCCAAAAUCCUCCCCAUCAUGUUCCCUGCUCUUUAUAAGAACUCCAAAAGUCAUUGGAACAAGACAAUCCAUGGACUUAUUUACAAUGCGCUAAAGCUUUUUAUGGAGAUGAACCAGAAGCUGUUUGAUGAUUGCACUCAGCAGUACAAAGCCGAGAAGCAAAAGGAGAAGUACAAACUUAAGGAGCGGGAAGAGAUCUGGCACAAGAUUGAACAGCUUGCUAAACAAAAUCCUCAGAUUACUAAGAUCCAUCCUAGUCUCCGACCUGGUCUGCCUCCAGAUGCGUAUAUAAUGUAUAAUGAAAACCAAGGGAUACCCCACUAUUCCAUGGAGACAGAGACUCCCACUGCUGAGGACAUCCAGCUGCUGAAGAAGACUGUGGAAUCUGAGGCCUCACAGGGAACGAAGGACAUAAAGAAGGACAAGGUGCUGAUGCGACGGAAGUCAGAGCUGCCGCAGGAUGUGUACACUAUAAAGGCUCUGGAGGCCCACAAGCGAGCAGAAGAGUACCUUACUGCUAAUCAGGAAGCCCUCUGACUGAGGAACACCACAACCAGUCACCUGUACCACGCCUAGACUGUCCCACUCGUAUUUGUCCAGAAAUGUCGCCUGCUGUAUACUCCCCCUCCUUUCCUCCUUUUGUCUCUGCUUCUUUCCUUCACUUCCUCUUGGAGAGGCCUUUCUGCAAAAUCCUGGCCAGUGUUCAAUUGGGAAUAGCUCCCUUUUUUUUUUUUUUUCCCUCCCCCCCCCCCUCUCCAUUUCAAUGGCAACUCCAAAUCACAAGAAAAAUCAACCAUGCAAAGCAGUAUUUGAAUUGUACUACCACAAUUUAUUCUUCAGAACCAUGUUUCCUCUUUGUGGUAAUUUUUUUUAAUGUUCUGUAUUUUGUUGCAGUUUUUACUGUCUUUAUCUCUUUUGCCCUGCUUUUAAACUAUAUUGAUUUUCUUGCGUUUUCCUUCACUGGCCCUGUGCAUCCAUGUUCACUUAGACAACCACCUGUGUUGUUGAAAAGAUAAGCAGCCCAUCAGUGACACUUACAGUGCAUUUGCUUCAGCCAGGUUUAGGGACUAGAGAGUGUAGGUCUUUAUUUCUGGAUCAUGUUGCCUUGCUCUUGUGGGACAGUGUGAUGCAUAUGAACUUGCUAUCAAAAUAUACCACAGGCACUCUACAGGAAGUGUAGAGCUGCUUUUUUCUUGCAUAACCUAGCUGUUGAUGAUGUGGUGUCCUCAUGCAAUAAGUUUAAAGUCCGAUAUAAUUGUGUAAAAGUCUCUGAAAAAUACCUCAAGACAAGGCAUCAUGCUUCCUUCUUAGAUGUCAUAUGUUCAAGCUUGUCAUCAGCUCAGCAACUGACAUAAAGGAAUUAGCCUGGUUUCUUGGUCCAGAUGUGUGUGGCAGUCUCAAGUGUAUGACCUGAAACCUUGCUGUGCAGUAACCAAAUGGCAGAACUGCUGUUUUUUUUUUGUUUUUUUUUUUAAAUGCCUGUAGUCACAUUUAUGCUGACAUUCAACACAGGAUUUAAUGUUUAGUCUGUUUCCUGCCUUACUGGUGAACUAAGAACACAACGCUGUAAGGUGCUGAAUGAAAGUGCUGACCUCUUACAACACCAGCAGACCAUUCCAUUUUUUCAUUAUCAUUUCAUUUGACAGAAGAAUGCUGUAUCUUCAAUGUUCUGUACCUCAAAAAAAGUGUCCAUAAGUUACCAAUCAUUACACAUGAUUCUGUGAUGAUUA
Neoarius graeffei (lesser salmon catfish) is the source of this 3074-nucleotide messenger RNA. RefSeq names its product protein phosphatase 2, regulatory subunit B', delta (gene ppp2r5d). The record is from RefSeq and is a predicted model, not a curated record. Gene Ontology annotation, cellular component: protein phosphatase type 2A complex; cytosol; nucleus. Gene Ontology annotation, molecular function: protein phosphatase activator activity. Lineage: Eukaryota; Metazoa; Chordata; Actinopteri; Siluriformes; Ariidae. Gene Ontology annotation, biological process: protein dephosphorylation; signal transduction. The transcript has 17 exons. The coding region runs from base 64 to 1881 and encodes 605 amino acids.